Penicillium angulare is the source of this 729-nucleotide messenger RNA. RefSeq lists its product as uncharacterized. The transcript has a single exon. Lineage: Eukaryota; Fungi; Ascomycota; Eurotiomycetes; Eurotiales; Aspergillaceae. The record is from RefSeq and is a predicted model, not a curated record. The coding region runs from base 1 to 729 and encodes 242 amino acids.
AUGAAGAUUUCUCACUUCAUUGGUACCAUGAUGGCCGCUGGCCUCGUCGCGGGUGCUCCUCCUGCUGAGCGUCCAACCGAUGUCUCGGGGCCUCUUCCACUGCCUACUGGAACAGACCUUCCUCCUCCUCCACACAACCAAGGCAACGAUAACGACAAGGAUAAGCGUGAUCAGGGACCUCCUCCUAAGGGAACUGAUGUCCCUCCCCCACCCCAGAAGACCGACGGUCCUCCUCCCAAGGACGGAGACAAGGAUACCAACAAACGGGAUGAGAACCCUCCUCCCAAGGGCACUGAUGUCCCUCCCCCACCCCAAAAGACCGACGGUCCCCCUCCUAAGGAUGGAGACAAUGACAACAACAAGCGGGAUGAAGGCCCUCCUCCCAAGGGGACUGAUGUCCCUCCCCCACCCCAGAAGACCGAUGGUCCUCCUCCCAAGGAUGGAGACAAGGAUACCAACAAACGGGAUGAGAACCCUCCUCCCAAGGGAACUGAUGUCCCUCCCCCACCCCAAAAGACCGACGGUCCCCCUCCUAAGGAUGGAGACAAUGACAACAACAAGCGGGAUGAAGGCCCUCCUCCCAAGGGGACUGAUGUCCCUCCCCCACCCCAGAAGACUGAUGGUCCCCCUCCCAAGGGCCAGGACAAUGACAAUGGAAAGCGUGACCAAGUCCCGCCUCCCAAGGAUCCCAAGGACGCCCCCAAACAGCCCUCCAAGUUCCAGGCCUAA